Messenger RNA from Mycosarcoma maydis (corn smut), 2217 nucleotides. RefSeq lists its product as uncharacterized. Gene Ontology annotation, molecular function: histone acetyltransferase activity. The record is from RefSeq and is a predicted model, not a curated record. The transcript has a single exon. NCBI's taxonomy places the organism in Eukaryota, Fungi, Basidiomycota, Ustilaginomycetes, Ustilaginales. Gene Ontology annotation, biological process: regulation of DNA-templated transcription. The coding region runs from base 1 to 2217 and encodes 738 amino acids.
AUGGCUUCGGCGACACUGUCCGCCACCAACCAGCGAGAUGAAGCGCAGUCGACACUCUUGGCCAUAGGAUCUGCCUGUCAAGUCUACGACAGCAAAACAGGUGAAUCGUACCCGGCCACUGUCCUCUCACGCCGAUCGGGCAGCUCAUCCACCCCUCCAUCCGCUGGCGCCGAUACCGAUAACGUUCAAUACUACAUUCAUCGACAUGAUCAGGACAAACGUAUGGACGGAUGGGUAGACUGCUCGUCCAUUCGGCCUUUAUCAAAGCUAUCCAGCUUGGACGUCAAGCUCACUUCGGCUCCUACCAAAGGCGUCAAUGGCAAUGCAAUCCCACAUUCCCUCGAAAAGGGAAAGAGGAAAGCGGAGCACGAUCUCAUAAACCAAGGCAGCGAUGCAAGUCGCACUCCAUCCGUCAGCCGACAGGCUUCUCCAGCGCCUGCCGAUCGAUCCUCGAAUCAUCGUGGUAGGCACAAGACCACCGCGUCUUCGCCUUCCGACACUCCAGCGCUGCGAAACAUCGAUCGUGUCUUGUAUGGCAGCUACGAUAUCAAGACUUGGUAUUACAGUCCCUACCCACUUGAUCACGAUGACGAUGGUCCGGAAAACUCAACGGCUCAUUCGGCGUCCGCGGCUCUGUCAAACAACAGGCGAAACCAAUCGCCCUCAACUCUGCGUGCCGGAGCGAGUGCUUCUAAACGUGCAGUACGCGGGGAUAGCACGAGUGGGCUGGGAGGUGCGUUAGCCACGUCAGCUCGCGACGCACCCGCCAUCAAAUCUCUAGCAGCUUCCACCACAAUUGACACUGUUACAUCAAGUGGUCGACAGUCACCCGCCUCACCCUCCGUCAGCAGCGGCACGAUUCGAGGCAAGAAAGAUCAUUUAAUCCCCACCAAAAUGCUUUGGAUCUGCGACGGGUGCUUCAAAUACAUCAAGACUUACAGCGGCUUUGCUGCACAUCGCAAGUUCUGCAGCAACACCCAUCCUCCUGGUCGAAAAGUUUAUCAACGCGGUGCACACAUCAUCUGGGAAGUCGAUGGCGCAGCCCAGAAGCUCUAUUGCCAAAAUCUAUCGCUCUUCGGUAAACUCUUUAUUGAUCACAAGACCAUCUAUUUCGACGUCGAAUCUUUCGUCUUUUACAUUCUGACAGAUGCCGCCAAUGCUACGUUUGAUCAUCCGCUUGGAUUCUUUUCCAAAGAAAAAGUUUCGUAUGAUGAUUACAACUUGGCUUGCAUCGUCACUUUCCCUCCGUUUCAGAGGAAGAGCUUCGGGACGUUGAUGAUCGAAUUUUCGUACUACCUUUCGGCGGGUCAGGGGAUGUUGGGUACGCCAGAAAGACCUUUAUCCGAUCUAGGCUUGAAGGGAUAUCUGUCGUUUUGGACGGCGGUGCUGCUCAGAGCCCUUAUUGGGUGCUUUGAUGGUCCAUUCCAAGUUCGGACUGGCAACAGCGGUGAAGGGAGACAGCGGAGGGCUUCUUCUCCUACCAAGCCGCUAGACCGUGCGAGCGCCGAUCAGCACAAGCGAGACAAGAUGCAAGAUGCUCUGCGACGAUGGUAUAUCCUCACACAACGAUGCAAGCUGCUAGGAGUAACGAUUGAAUCGAUCUCGCACCAGGCUGCAUGCGCAGAAUUGCAACAGCUGGUAGCAGAAGCCGAUGCCUCAGACAAUUCAGCAAACUCUGCGGCUGGACUGCACAAGCGAAAGCAAAGACUCAAAGGGUGGGCAGGAAGUGCACCGACUCGAUCGUCGCAUCGCAGUCAGAACGGUGCUGUUACUGCAGCUCUCGUGGACGCUGAAAAUGCAGCGGGCCGUCGGUCCUCGAGAGUUGCAACCGAUGGCUCAGCCGCACAUGAGAGCCACGAGAUGCCUAUCCAUCCAGCAUUGGAUCUGUCAAAGAUGGAUGACGAUGCGGCUUGUACCAUGGUAGUCUCUGUGGAAAACUUGUCGAGACUCACGCAUCUACGUGCGGAUGACAUUGUGCUCGCCUUGCACGAGUCUGGGCUUGUUGAUCCGGCCAGGACGCCGUACUUGCACACGACGGAUCAGGUUGUAGUGCAACACAGCGGUGAAGCAGCCGCCGUUGUGGAUCAACCGACCCAAUCCAAUGGCAACAAUACGAGCAACUUGACACUUCUGCUAACGCGAGAGAUGCUGCGCAAAGCAGUCGCACGACUCAACAUCCGUCCGGCCGUACUGGACGAAUCGUAUGCUCUCAUUUGA